This is a messenger RNA of Vicia villosa (hairy vetch), 1607 nucleotides long. Its product is annotated as COMPASS-like H3K4 histone methylase component WDR5A. Gene Ontology annotation, molecular function: histone binding. The coding region runs from base 88 to 1068 and encodes 326 amino acids. The transcript has 2 exons. Gene Ontology annotation, cellular component: Set1C/COMPASS complex. The record is from RefSeq and is a predicted model, not a curated record. NCBI's taxonomy places the organism in Eukaryota, Viridiplantae, Streptophyta, Magnoliopsida, Fabales, Fabaceae.
UACAGUCUUGUAUAAUCUCUGCUCCAUUUAAAUUUCAAUACAGUGAGUAGAGAAACCACUUGAAGCUCUUUUCAAUUCAUCGUAAGAAUGUCGACUCCAGAACCAAUGGAUUGCGAUUCAUCAAACUACAAACCCUACACACUUUCCCAAACCCUAACCAGCCACAAACAAGCAAUCUCCGCCGUCAAAUUCUCCUCCAACGGCCGUCUCCUCGCCUCCUCCUCCGCCGACAAAACCAUCCGCACCUACGCCUUCACCAACUCCGACUCCGAUUCCAACUCCCUAACCCUAUCCCCAAUGCAACAAUACGAAGGCCACGAACAAGGCGUCUCCGACUUAGCUUUCUCCUCCGACACUCGCUAUCUCGUCUCCGCCUCCGACGAUAAAACCAUCCGGCUAUGGGACGUUCGCACCGGGGCGCUGAUCAAGACGCUUCAAGGUCACACUAACUAUGUUUUCUGUGUUAAUUUCAAUCCCCAGUCGAAUAUCAUUGUUUCGGGGUCGUUUGAUGAGACUGUUAGGGUUUGGGAUGUUAAGACUGGGAAGUGUUUGAAGGUUAUUCCUGCGCAUUCUGAUCCUGUUUCUGCGGUUGAUUUUAAUCGGGAUGGGUCGCUUAUUGUUUCGAGUAGCUAUGAUGGUUUGUGCAGGAUUUGGGAUGCUUCCACUGGUCACUGUAUGAAGACUCUUAUUGAUGAUGAGAAUCCUCCGGUUUCGUAUGUCAAGUUUUCGCCUAAUGCUAAGUUUAUUCUUGUUGGUACCUUGGAUAACAAUCUGAGGCUUUGGAACUAUUCUACUGGGAAGUUUCUGAAAUCUUACACUGCUCAUGUCAAUUCAAAAUUCAGUAUUUCAUCCUCAUUUUCUACAACUAAUGGGAAGUAUGUUGUUAGUGGUUCAGAAGAUAGUUGUAUAUACUUGUGGGAUCUGCAGUCGAGGAAAAUUGUACAAAAGAUGGAAGGUCAUACAGAUACAGUCAUAUCUGUCUCGUGUCAUCCUACGGAGAACAUGAUUGCUUCGGGAGCUCUCGACAAUGAUAAGACUGUCAAGAUAUGGACUCAACCGAAAGACUAGUUCAAUUUGGAUUUGGGCUAAUGUUCUAGUGAAUUGGUGUGAGUUGAGAUAGCAGUAGCUCACUUGUGAUGGAUUUUUACCUCAGUUUGAGAAACUUAAUACUAUUUUUGAGAUCAUUUUGCAGUUGAUCGAUGAAACAUCAAUUUAUGAAUAGAAUGAUGUUUUUAUGAAAAGAAACGUGAAUUUAGAAGUAAAAAGUGCUCGUGUCCUAAAAAGAAACGUGAAUUUAUGAAUAUAAUGAGUUUAUCCUAGGGCAUUAGACAAGGUUUCUGCCUACUGCCCUGAAAGAGGCAGACACCUUUGGUAGAUUUGAUCAUCUCCAAAGGAAAUAUAAGUGGUCUCAAACCAUUUUGAGUUUGAAGCUGUGUUGUAAAUAUGAUGGUGGCAUCUACAUAAAUUUGUGAAAUAGUCUGGAGGGUCCAAAUCCCUUAGUGAAAAGAGAAUAAUCGAUUAUGAACUUUUUAAAUCUAUUAGUAGUGAUCUCUUAGGAGAACUUUUAUUGAAAGAGUAUUCAAAAUACUUGGCAAAGUCUAUAAUGA